UGUAAUGAUAUUAUACAAAAAAAAUUCUUGAUGAACAUUUUAAUUUGUGCAAAGUCCUAGCAGUUAUACAAGAGGAAUGGAGACAUUUUUCUAGCAGAUUAUUGGAUGACGGUCUAAUUGAGUGGAGUUGAAGAUGGUGAAAUGAGAGACUGUGUUUAUAGCAUGUCAUCUCUCGGUUCCCGCUAGCAAUGACACUAUUAGAAAACAUAAUGGAGUUGUUCUCUGUAUUACUGGAAAACUGUUCUGGAUAAAUAACAGACACUACUGAUGACUAAAAAAUGAGAGGACAGACAAUUCUUACAUGCCUUGGAUUUCUGCUGCUGAUCUCACAAGUUAUCUCCCUUUCUCAAUCAAAGGGAGAGCAGUGUGAAAGAUGUUGUAGAGGAGACCCAGGGCCCUCUGGAAUACAUGGACAACAUGGGUUGCCAGGAGCAACAGGAGCUGAGGGAAGAAAAGGGGACAGAGGUGAAAAGGGAUAUCAAGGAGACAAAGGUGAGCAUGGUCCUAUAGGAGAGACAGGUCCAAAGGGUUCAAGAGGCAAGAAAGGUCACAAAGGACAAUGUGGAACAACAGGCAAAGAUGGUGAUAAGGGGCAGCAAGGACCUAUGGGUCCUUUUGGACCAAAAGGAGACAAAGGAACUAAAGGAGAGAAGUGUGUCCCAACACCUAGGGUUGCUUUCUUUGUAACCAGAAAGUCAAAAUUUGGUCCAGUACAUCAAGAUACCACAAUAGAAUUCGAUAAAGUGUUUCUAAAUCAUGGUGAAGCUUUUGAUGAACUCACAUCACAUUUUGUAUGCAAAAUCAAUGGGACAUACCUCUUUAACGCUCAUGUACUAAGUCAAGACGAGACCGAUGCUUUUGUCAUGAUAAUGUUAAAUGAUGAGCCACGUGUUCCAAUGCACGGCGACCAUCGUUCGGGAUUUGGUGUAGCCAGUAACACGAUUAUACUGCACCUUACAACAGGUGAUCAUGUAUGGCUGAGACUGAAGGAAGGUUCGGCUAUUUCAAAUGACUCAUCCACCUUCUCCGGGUAUCUACUAUAUGCUGAUUAGUGACACGUAUUCAUUUCCUGCUUCAUACUUAGCUUAUAAUCAAACAAGAUGUGUUUAUCCAAGUACAUCAUUCGUAACUAGACUGACAAUAUUCUUGUAGUGCACAGCAGCCUUACAACAUUUUGACUGCACAAGAGCCAAACAGAUAGAAUGAAAAUCUAAUCAAGAGAUUGCAGACAAGAAUUCCGAGGGAAGUGCAUGUUUUCUAGGGUGAUGCACUUACAAUAUGUCUAAGGUCAUUAGUGCUAUGGAGUAGUCAGUCACUAGCGGAAAGUAAAUAUCUUCAUGUCUCUUUUAUUCCCCCAAGUAUUCAACUGGAUGAAGUAUUAUGAACAUCUUGUUACUUUGUAAAUAUGUUUUAUGUACACUGGUUGUGAUAUAUUGUUGUAACUGUUCUAAUAUUGGAUUCAUAUAUAUUUACUGUCUAUCGUAUCGUAUGUAUGGUUCAAUACAAUUAAUUACAGCAUUAGUUACAGAAAGCGAGACCAUUAACUUCAGGAACUCUGACAGCGAACCCUGAAAUAUUCUAAUGCUCUACAAGUUCACCAUAAGAGGCUGUUUGUACUUAUUUUUUCUCACUUGUAUAAUUCAGACCAGUACUGUUAACAUCCCGAUGCUACAAACACUAUAUUAUAAAACUUGGAAAAAUUUUAAGAUUGAGCUGUAUUUUUGUAUAUAUUUACUUACGGUAUAUUUUGUCAGUAUUGUGAUGUGAUCAACUUUACCAUGUAGUAUUAAUGUUGCUGCAUUAUUAUGUGUACUGAGCUUCAAAAUGAACAGACAUGCAAAGAUAUCAUAGGGGUUAAACAUUAAAUAUACUGAGUAAGAAUUUCUCCACAAACAAUGUUGAUGUUGUUACAUCUGACAAUGGAAGUGUGACUAAAAAUCUGGGCAUAAUGCUGUGUCCUGGUUCAGCAAGUAGUUCUGGUCCAAUUUUCUUUCUCAGGCUGUGAGGGUUAAAUUACUGAUAAUCACUAAACACACGAAAACUACAAUAAACAUGUUUAAUAUCACAUUUCUGUCCAUACUUAGGAAAAUGUUAACAUUUGUCUUCAGCUUGAUAGGAUCCCUUUAAAUUUCCUUUUACAAAAAUGAUUUAUAUUUUUCUUGAUUAAAAAACAGAUAGAAUUUCAUAGUUUGAAAAUUAGCCGGAACUAAAUUAUCUUAUGGAGAAAUGGAGAAACAAAUACUGUCCACACAGGAUACUGUACAGACAACAAUCUAUGACAUAUAUAACAUCAUCUACGUAAAAGUAAUGGGCUUUUCUAGUGCUACAGAUAUUAAGUGAAAUCUUAUAUAUUCACGUCCUUGUAAUGGCUUCAAAACAAUUAAUUACUGAAAUCAAUAAUGUUGGAAUUAACAGAGAUUUCUACAAUAUUUAUAUAAUCUGUAUAUAUUUUUGUAUCAUAGCCUAGGGGCUUUUCAGUAUAAAACUUUCAAAGGUUAAAUCGUAUACCAAAAUAUCAUACGAUUUCAAACAAGUUUAACUAAAGAGGCGUGGUUUCAGUUUUCAAUGGAAUAGAGUGCGGUAACUAACAGUGCGGGUAUCAGAUACCUGCACUCUAGUUAUUGCACAGCUUCACUGACAAAGACUGAAAAGGCUGAAAAUAAUGAAAUACUUUUAUUCAACACAUCAAGGAACAUGGGAAUGAAAUAUCAAAAUCCAUUUAGACUUUCUAUUAUAGAAAAUUCAAUAGCAAGAUUCGCCACAACAGUAAAUUAAAAUUUCUUUUUAAUUUCCGUGAACCUGCCACAAAGAAAUUUUGCUCCUAACUCUUAUCAAAUUUCCUGGUAACUCCUACCAACCAAUUCUGCUGGUAUCUCCCUAUCAUAGAAUUUGGCCGAAUACCUCCUACCCCUAUCUAAGAGUUUUGCUGAUAUCCCUCUACCAAAGAAUUUUGUUGAUAUCCCAUUAAAGAAUUUUACUGAUAUCUCCCUGUCAAAAAAUUUGAUAAUAUCCUUCUUCCAAAGAAUUUUGCUGAUAUCCCCCAUCAGAGAAUUUGCUAAUAACCCCCUAUGAAAGAAUUUUGCUGAUAUCCCCCGUCAGAGAAUUUGCUAAUAACCCCCUAUCAAAGAAUUUUGCUGAUAUCCCUUAAAUUUCUACCCACAAAGCGUUGUUCAGUAUCUGCAACAUUAACUAUGUUUACGUUACAAUGCAUGUUUACAUUAUAAUGCAAAACUAUUACUGUUCAUUGGUGACUAAUUUUUCUGUCUUAAGUGGCUGUUUCAACCCACAAUAUUAAACUUCUUCCAAAAAAUAAAAUUUCCAACAAUCAAUAUCAACAAAUUUCAUGUCCCAAUGAAAAAGCUGUUACAGCUGAAAGCACAAAACUUUAUACCAAUGUAAUUAAAUGACUUCUCAGUAAAUCUUUGAUCUAAAAUAAUUCAUAAAAUAGUCUGUUGUACUUAAAGUGGGAGUUUCUGUGUAGAAUAACAUUGUCUAUGUUAGGAAGGAAGGAACUUUUAUGUCAUAAAACUGUACAUAUCAAGGAGUUGUCAAUAGUUUGGUGAAAUAAAAAUGUCAAAAUCAAAGUUGGCUGCUUUCAUUAUUUGUAUUAAACCCUUCAUCAUAAAACCAAGAGAUCCCUAGACUACCAUAAAUACACUCUAACAAGAGUUUCAAACUGUGACAUAUAUACCCAUCACUUACUUUUGACUCUUAAAAUACUCUACUUGCUCAGCAGACUAACUGUCAAUUUUGAUUAAU
This is a messenger RNA of Mercenaria mercenaria, 3759 nucleotides long. Its product is annotated as otolin-1-like. Gene Ontology annotation, molecular function: protein binding. Lineage: Eukaryota; Metazoa; Mollusca; Bivalvia; Venerida; Veneridae. Bases 279 to 1052 code for a protein of 257 amino acids. The record is from RefSeq and is a predicted model, not a curated record. The transcript is spliced from 4 exons.